UUUCUUCACUGUCUCUCAAAUUCUCAAAUAUUCUAUACUUUCAAUUCUCUUCAUUGUUAAAUUUUUUUGAAUCUCUUUUCUUCAUCUUUCUACCAUGGCUACCUACACCGUUGUUUUCAUGCUAGUUGCUACAUUGUUGGUGAGUUCCACCAUUGCUCAAUCUCCAGCAUCAUCUCCUACCAAAUCCCCUGUUGCCACUUCACCCAAGUCUUCUUCGCCUUCUCAAUCUCCAGCGGUUUCUCCCUCCGCUAACUCACCGGCGGCAUUUCCUCCUGUACCUGUGAAGAACGCUUCAUCUCCUUCACCAUCCACCAUCAGCUCUCCACCGUCUCCUUCUUCCCCUUCCCCUGCUACUCCCUCCACUGCUCCUGCUGUCACUCCAUCAGCGAUCUCUAAUCCUCCAUCUGAAGCACAAUCACCUUCCGGAAACGGCGCUGCUUUGAACAGAUUCACGGUCGCCGGAUCUGCCGCUGUUGUGAUUUUCGCCGCUGUUUUGAUGAUGUAGAGAGCUACUUGCUUUUUAAUUUGAUCUAUUUUGUUUUCAAUCACGAAUAUACAUUGAUCGUGAAUUUUUUA
Messenger RNA from Lathyrus oleraceus (garden pea), 576 nucleotides. Its product is annotated as classical arabinogalactan protein 1. NCBI's taxonomy places the organism in Eukaryota, Viridiplantae, Streptophyta, Magnoliopsida, Fabales, Fabaceae. The transcript has a single exon. The coding region runs from base 95 to 505 and encodes 136 amino acids. The record is from RefSeq and is a predicted model, not a curated record.